AUGGCUGAUCCACAAGAGCCGUCGGGUCAGGGCCAUUUUCCUCCACCCUAUUCGCUCUGUGCGGACAACGACUUGACCCUAGAUUCAAGUAUUGUUGAGGCUGACGGUUGCGUGAAUAUCAACCUUGAAUCCAAAAUCGCCCAAACUCUCGCUCAAAUCAUUGAGUCCCAACAAGAGGAUUUACAAAAUCCACCUAACGAUUACGAUGAGACGGAGAAAAGUGAGGAUGAUGACGUUGAAUGUCCCUUCAGACUCAACAUCGUAGUCCAGAUAGUGGGCAGUCGCGGGGAUGUGCAACUUUUCAUCGCGCUAGGCGUAGCAUUGAAGCGAUAUGGUCACAGGGUUCGCAUCGCGACUCAUGAUACCUUUGCGGAUUUUGGUGAUCUGGCGGAGCUGAUGGCAUAUAUGGUGAAGAACCCAGGCCUAAUCCCUCAAAUGCAGACACUACGUGACGGCGAGGUGAAGAAGAAGAAGAAGAAGCAAGUCAUGAUUGCAAAAAUGCUCGAUGGCUGUUGGAAGUCAUGUAUAGAAGAUGAUCCGCCUAGCGGAAACCUUGAAAGUGCCUUUCACAUAUUGCUGGUCGCCAGCUCUAAUCCCAAAACCACAGGAAUGGUCAUUCCACAUCGGUACGUUCUGGAGAAAAUCCAAAGGAGUAUCAGCCUGGAUGAUUGGAAAAGUGGUGCAAUAUUCGGCUGUAGAAACUUUGUGGAUGGGAUGAGCGAAGGUCUAUCAGGGUUAAUUAUGAAGCCUAUCAAGGGCGUGAAGGAGGAGGGAGCUUUGGGGGCCAUUAAGGGUUUCGCCAAAGGAACCAUCGGACUUGCAACAAAAGUGCCUUCAGGUAAGAAGUGCUGUGUGCUGUAUGCUAUUUAA
Messenger RNA from Penicillium manginii, 870 nucleotides. RefSeq lists its product as uncharacterized. Gene Ontology annotation, biological process: carbohydrate metabolic process. The coding region runs from base 1 to 870 and encodes 289 amino acids. NCBI's taxonomy places the organism in Eukaryota, Fungi, Ascomycota, Eurotiomycetes, Eurotiales, Aspergillaceae. The record is from RefSeq and is a predicted model, not a curated record. The transcript is spliced from 4 exons. Gene Ontology annotation, molecular function: hexosyltransferase activity.